Messenger RNA from Diuraphis noxia (Russian wheat aphid), 727 nucleotides. RefSeq names its product epoxide hydrolase 4-like. Gene Ontology annotation, molecular function: catalytic activity. NCBI's taxonomy places the organism in Eukaryota, Metazoa, Arthropoda, Insecta, Hemiptera, Aphididae. The record is from RefSeq and is a predicted model, not a curated record.
UAUUCUAGCGUGAUUGCUGUAGAUCUUAAMGGUUUUGGUGAUUCUGAUAAACCUUCUGCACGCAAAAGUUAUCGAGUCGAAAAUCUAGUCAAUGAGCUAGCCGUGUUUUUGUCGCUGCUCGGAGUGGAUGGCCGUAAUAAAUGUCACGUAAUCGGCCACGACUUGGGUGCUCUAUUGGGCUGGUAUCUGGUGCAUCUGUGGCCAAUAUUUGUGUCAAAUUUUGUAGCCAUUUCAUGUCCACAUCCUAAUGUCCACUGGGAUUACUUACCUUCGUCAAGUUUCUUUAAUAAAAAUUGGAUUUGCUUCAGUCAACUUCCUUAUUUACCGGAAAUGGAUGCUUUGCAAAGUGAUCUAAAAAUAAUCAACCAGUGUUAUCAACACCUAUCUAAGAAUAAGAAAAGCGAUGACUUAUCUUACAUCGAGGCAUAUAAAUAUGCAUUUUCAAGAACAGUGGAUUGGACGGGUGCUAUAAAUUAUUUUAGAAAUUUGCCGUUCUACAGAAUCGAGCCUCGGAGUAAUAAYGAUUCUUCAAAUAAAGAAAAAGACAUGCUUCAAGUUCCAUGUUUGCUCAUCAUCGGUAGUGAUGAUGCAAGUGUACAAAUUGCGAGUUUUAUCAAGUCCACAGAAUUUCUUAAAACAUCUACCGUAAGAAUAAUUGACAAUGCAUCGCACUUUCCCCAUCAAGAGCAACCUAAAGUAGUUAAUGAACUAUUGAUAUCAUAUUUAG